Messenger RNA from Branchiostoma floridae (Florida lancelet), 6406 nucleotides. Its product is annotated as GTPase-activating Rap/Ran-GAP domain-like protein 3. Gene Ontology annotation, molecular function: GTPase activator activity. NCBI's taxonomy places the organism in Eukaryota, Metazoa, Chordata, Leptocardii, Amphioxiformes, Branchiostomatidae. The record is from RefSeq and is a predicted model, not a curated record. Gene Ontology annotation, cellular component: cytoplasm. Gene Ontology annotation, biological process: regulation of small GTPase mediated signal transduction; activation of GTPase activity.
UAAGCGCGGUACGUACGUAAACCCCACAGGAACCACACACACACCGCCAACCAUGCUGCCGCUCAUCCGCAAGUACUCGCCCCUGUUCGGCGGCUCGCUUGUGGACCUGACACAGGUGGAGGAGGAGCGGACGCCGCCCGCGGAGCCAGCGGGGCUGCGCAGGGUCAAGACCGAGAGGGGGAAGCCGAAACAGGGCAGGCCGCGCAAGAAGGAGCCUCUACGGGCCACCAAGUCCCAUCCCAUCGGCCGGCCCGCCCCGCAAAGCCCCUUCGUGCCGCCCGCGGUUUACCUGCAAGACUACGAGAGUUGCCAAAAUUCGGACUCCAGAAGAGGCGCCUUCAGCAGAAAGCACUACGGCUCUGUGGAACUGCUGAUCUCGUGCACGGCGGACGGGGCGGUGCAGGGUGCCGGCCGCUUCCGGGUCGAGAACGGCGAGAACAAUGAGGCCUUAUCGGGCGGAACCGGAAGCUCGAACAUCGCUCUCCUGGAGAACCCAGAGUGCCAGACCAGAUGGUACUUCAAGUACUUCCUGGGCAAAGUUCACCAGAAUUACGUGGGCCUGGACGAGGAUAGGAGCCCGUUCUUCCUGUCCAUCGUGCUCACCGAUGCCAACAACCACAACGUGCCACAGUACAGGGCCAUUCUCUGGAGAAAAACGGGAACACAGAAGCUCUGCCUUCCCUACAACUGUAGCAAGCCAUUGUCUAUCAAGUCUAUACUUAGCUCUUUCUCUUUAGAUAAGAUGGAGAGAGGACCAAAAGAAAUAUUAAGUGCUGAAAUACAAAAGGAUCUGCUGCAGCUGGAAGAACAGGAGGGCGCGGUGAAUUUCAAGUUCGGGGUUCUGUACGCCAAGUCGGGCCAGACGACGGACGACGAGAUGUUCAGUAACGAAUGUGGAAGCGACAAUUUCGACAACUUUGUGCAAAUUCUUGGUGAAGACAUCACGCUAAAAGCGAUGGGACAGGUACGCGGGGGCCUUGAUACAAAAAAUAACACAACAGGCAUCAAGUCAGUCUACACAGUGUACCAGGGUCACGAGAUCAUGUUUCACGUCUCUACCGCUCUUCCCUACUCCAAAGACAACAGACAACAGGUUGAGAGAAAAAGACACAUCGGAAACGACAUCGUGUGUAUCGUGUACCAGGAGAUGGAAGAUGAGGAAGACGAGACGCCGUCCUUCAAACCAUCCAUGCUCAAGUCUCACUUCACUCACAUUUUUGCUCUGGUCACUUUCGACAGAAGAAACGAAUCUUAUAGACUAACGGUGUUCUCGGAGGAAUCAGUGCCUUUAUUUUACCCUCCGCUACCUUCUCCGCCGGUCUUCAAGGAUCUACAGGAGUUCAGGGAGUUUCUGCUUGUCAAAUUGAUUAACGGAGAGAAAGCCGCCCUGAACACUCCAGCGUUUGCCGAGAAGAGACAGAGAACGAUGGAUAUGCUGAUCAAGAAUCUGCACCAGGAGUACAUGCAGGAGAUCAGCAAGAGUCCGCUCAACCUUCGCUCUCUGUCUGAGGUGAUUCCGGAGACUGUGACGUCCAUCAAGACCAAGAAGAAGGAAGAGGCGCGCCAAGCAGAAUUUCUUAGAGUAGGACAGGAACUAAAGUUGAACACAAUAGUGAAGGGAGACGCGCCGACCAGUAUGGCCACGACUGGACUGCUGUCGAAACGAGAGCCGUGGGAGCCACAAGUUCUGCACUACGACUUCCCCCACCAGGUUCUGUGCGGGGACUCCUGGGGAGAGAGUCUUGUUGUUUCAACUGAGGCAGGCUGUUUCCUCAUACAAGAAGAGGCGACCCCGAGACUGCUGUUUGACAAGUCGGUGCCGAUCAAACAGCUGAGCGUGGUGGAGCACCAUGGGCUGCUGCUCUUCAGAGCAGACAAAGGAAAAGAGUGCAAAGUCCACGUCUUUCGCUUGUCGGACUUUGAAGGUGGCUACAACGAGGCCCUCGUGCGGACGAAAGCAGACUGCAAGGACCACAGACUGGAGAGAACGAAAGGUUGCCACCUGUACGCGCUGAGCCGGCCUGGUGGAAGCUUCCUGCGCAUGGUGGUGGCGAUCAAGAACAAGCUGCUGCUGCUGACAUGGAAGCACUCCGUGGCCUGGACAGCGUGGAACCCGUCAGCUGACACAGACACUGUGGAGGGGUUCAAUUACAUCAGGGAGCUGACGAUUAACGACGUACCGAGCGUGGUGACGCUGGUUGACGGCGGACGGCAGGACAACAUGAUCUGUGUCGGGUACAAACACCAGUUCGACAUCGUUAACGAGAAGAACGGGAACACCUACAGACUGCAUCAGGUGGAGGGCAAUAAGGUGGAACUAACAGAUGCCAUAGACGUGUAUGAGGACGGAGAACCCAAGGUGCUGCUAUGCUACAACCACGUGUGCCAGUUGAAGUCCCUGUCUGACGCAGAAGAGACCACCAAUGGUUUUGAGUUCGGCUGGAACAGCGAGCCUCAUGGAGUUGUGUGUGCCUUCCCCUACAUCCUGGCCUUCACGCCCGACGCUAUAGAGAUCCGCCUGCUGGUGAACGGGAACCUGGUCCACAGCAUGCCCAUGCCCAUGCUUCUCCUGGUCACCUCAAAGUUUGACCUGUACUUCGUCUCGGCGAAGGACCCCAUCUCCAGCUGUAAGGACAACAACAACGGCAGCACCAGUCCAACCAUCAGCUUCUCCCCACCCACAACCCCCACUACUGGGAAGGCGGAGCACCACUGGGGCAGAGCCCCUGUCACCAAGUACUGCGUGUACCAGAUUCCACUCAGCUCAUUGGUCGGCCACGCCACGGAUCGCGCAUGCGUCAAGCACGGCCCGGUGCCCGCCAUGAUGUCGCCCCUCGUACGGAUCGACGACACGGUGGUGCGCAACCGGCGGGAACUCUUCAGCUACGGCCCGGGGCCACAGAAGGGACACACGCACGGCCAGCACCACCCUCACCUACACCCGGGACUAGGGAAAGCCUCCACCGUGGAUAAAACCUCCCCCGCCACCCCUACACCACCCGGCCGCUUCCUCUCCCGUCCCAACCGCCUGGAGUCCUGCAGCUCCGAACCUGACCCCUCCGUGACCUUCAGUCCACCCCCCUCCCCCUUCCGGUUCUCCUCGGUGGAUCAGGAGGAGGACAUUGACCUGAAGUAACCUAUGACCUUCCUAACGAGGUUGAAAAAUCAGUAUCAUGGUAAUAUUAUCCAAACUUAUAGUUGCCUAGUCUUUCUCUUCCUCUCUGCAAAUUACUUAACUUGAUCCGAUAUUAUGGUGAACUUUCGUGCAAAGUUGAAUGCAGUGCUGGAAGGCCUGAACCGUACAUUUUGAGUGACAAAAUUCACCACUAUUUGCAACAAUGACGAAAGAGACUCGGUAACUAUCAGAAGUUUGAAUACCAAACUCAUAAACCAGUGGGACUCGUGUCAGAUGAAAAGUCAGUGAGAUUGUUAACAUUCCGUUUUGGGAUAUUUUCCUGAAUUUUAUCGCAGGAUGGUCUUGUUAAAAAAAGAACAAGCUUUCUUUCAUAUUUGUUUAUUUUUCUGAAUAUAAGAGAUGCUUUGACUGUGUUAUUUGUGGAAGCUUAAUGAUAUGUUAUUUGAUUAUGUGCAAUGUUUGUAAAAUUCUUGUUCGCCUGGUCCGUUUACCCUUGUCGCAGUGCUGAACUGAGAAGUUGCCAUUGUGAAUAUUGGUGAAGUGAGACAGGAAAUAACGUCAUCAUACGUCACUUCCUUUAGCCUUACAUAGGCCAAGUGCAGUUGAAGCAAGACUUGUUAUGUGUUUAAAAAAUGGAAGUCUUUUUGUUGUCAAAGUCAAUUAGUGAGAAUAUUUAUUACGUUUUGGGGCGGCCUUUGGUUCCUAGUAUUACCUGAUGUUGUUCUUAGAAGUUCUUUUUCUAUCCGAAGUGGAUUUUUACUCGAUGUUUUUGUACUUAAUAUAUGGUAAUGUUUAAUACCUUUACUGCGGUGCAGAUAAAUCUACUAAGUCUCUCCCAUGGAAAUUAUAAUGUUUAAAUUUGUGCAAUGUAGUAUGAUAUAGUAUGUUUGACAUUUUAAUGCGUUUGGUGUAAAAGUUUUGUAUAAUUGAAAGACCAAUGGCUUUAAGUUACUAACGUAAAUAUUGAAGCCAAUAAAAGUGAACAAUGGUAUUGACAAUGGGGGGAGGCGACAUUCUAUUUCUAUAUAAAUUCUAGUCCCUCUGUCUUCCCGAUGUCCUCUGAAAAAAUGGUCUAACCCUUUUCACUGAUACGAUUGGUACUCCAACCACCACUGUUCAUCAGUAAACUCGUUCAACUACUUGAACUAAACAUUACGUAGAUUUUGCAGAGGAGAUAUUUAAAGUUACCAAGAUAAAAGUAUUGGUAAGUUAAUGGUUCUAUGAAACGAAAGAGUGGCGCAUGUCACUAUUGCCAAAGAGCACAUUCAAAGAAACCUACACGUGUCCAGCAAUACAACCACCAACUUUCUCGUCCCAUUCAAUCCAUCAGAAUAGACGAGUCCACACUUCCGAGGACCACAGAAUCUGCUUGCGUCACAGGGGUGAUUCGAUCGUUCGAAUGUGAACACGUGAACGCAAUUUCCGUUCUAAGAGCGCGUUCGAAUUUUGGCAGAAAUGAUUAUAUAACCCUGCACAUGACGUAAAGAUUUUUGUCGUUCGCGGAAGUGAUGAGUCGCCUUUUACAUUUCUCCAUGAACAUUUUCCAAAACGUUUUUCUCAAUGUUCGAAAUAUAUGAAAUGUGGUCAGUCCAGAAAUAUAGUAUAUAGUAUACGGUAUGGUUUUAUCGUGAGAAAACGGUCUAUAAGACAGGAAUAUUUAUCUGUGCUCCGUUCGUGCUGCUAUGUCCAAAUGUCUCUUUCGAGUGACACCAACUGUUCUUAUGGUUUCAGGACUUUUGAUAUUAUGUAUAUGACGACGAAAGACGAUAUCAACUCAUGUAUAGGAGAUGUAUUGGUACACAAUAAUGGAGGUUUAUAUGAAUGUUUUGUAUAAGAAACAGAUAUAACCGAGCUGUUGUAUAUGUUGAUAUUUUGUACUAGGUGUGAGCUUCAAGGUCAAGAAUCGCUGCACCAUUGACUUUGAACUGUUCGCAAUAAGACAUGUUCAUUAUUCUGACCUGAUGUCUUAAACGAAUUUUAGGCACGUUGCAUGACAUUGUAUAAGACUCGUCUGUACUAUUUAAUUCUAUUUCUUAGCCAGCCUCAAGACCACAUUCCACCGGGCGGCGAUCGCGCACGACCUACAAAUUGGAUUUGUGUAAAUCCUAAUUUGAUAAAUGGGGUAUCAUGCAAAUUAUAGAAAUAUGACUGGAAAGACCACAAAACACAAAGUGGUUCGUUUUUGACGAUGAAAUUUGUUCAGCGAUCAGCCCGGUUCUGGUGGCAAAGCGAGGUCCCAGUGGGGUCACCGCCCUAGUGGAAUGGGGUACAGACAUACUGGAAAGGUUGAUUUACUACUUCAAAUGUUAAAAUUUUUCUACAUUUCCCUUUGUUGUUUAAGACAUUUCUCAAAGGCUAUAAGGAGGUUAGUUUCCCCUCUCAUAGCCAGGCUGGAACGGAUAAGAAAUCCCGAACAUUAACCGACAGCACCCUAGCCUUGAAUAUAUCCUGUUCUAGCUCCGGUUCGCUUAAUCUGAUUGCUUUCCUUGUCAAAUAGUCUGGCACCGGCUCACAUAGAGACAAGAGGCAUUUGGAUGUUUCGAACUUGUCGAUGGUCGCCAUAUGUGAAGAGAUAAUCGUGAAAAAAACGAACAUAAAACCACCGCGGACAUUUACCCUUAUAUACAGAACGGUGGUAGGGCCAAACGUUCAAAUCAACGGUCGGUUGAGCUAGUCGUAGCUAGAAUAGGAUCAGGCUAGCGGUACUCUUUCAGUUACUUCACUUUCGAAAGUGCCUGAGACUUCAUAGCACAUCGUAUCCGAAUCAAAGUAACAUCAGCCAGACUUUUAAGUAACGUUUUUACGGCCUGUUAAGUUUGAUGAAACCAUUGAAAUCUUACUUAAAAUACUACCUUGCACUCAGACAUUUUGUGUCUGAAUUGUGUUGGUACUUACAUGAGUAUCUAAGAUCCCAACCAUUGUGGCCAUUUGUCGAUUUGCUGCAUGUAAAACCGCGUCAAACCAACGUCAAUCGCAUGCCUUGCUAGCUACGUAUAUCACGUCGCUUUGUAUGUAGUCUUUGCUGUAUGGAAUUGAAUGUGCAGAAAUCUUGAUAUGAAAGAAGUAGAAGUGUACAAAUAUCUUUGUGUAUAUAUUAUAUAUCUCUAUGGUUCUAUACUAAGGUGUACAGAGUAAACCCUUGUAUAAAGUUGUCAUCGGAAGGUGAAACUGAGUUUGUAACUUUUUCGUACCUGUAAGAACUGUUAAAAUGGUUUCGUCCAAAAAUCGAACUGUGCCGAAAGUUUCGCAAUAAAAUAUCUAUUGUCGUCA